CUUUUGUAGCAUAUUCGACGUAUGUCAGCUGGUUUUUCAGACGAUAAAAUGCAACUUUAGCGUGACGAGUGGUUAAAAAAUUAUCAGGUACUCAGCUUGUCGGUCUCACAUCCUCCUUCAGCCGGCUGUGGUUUGGCUAAACAGGAUGUUAUUAAGACACAUUUUCUGUGAGACGGACAGAACGGCUUCAGCCUGCUGACGAUAUGAACACAGCACUGCGUCUGCUCUUGUGUUUCAGCUGCUACCAGAUGACUUUUUCUUAUGCCUCCAUCGUGGUCACUCCCAGCAGGUCUCAGUUUUAUGAGUAUAACAAAGUCUCCAUCAGCUGUGAGCAGUUCAGACCAGGUGUAUGGACCGUGUGGGGAUACACAGAUCAAAGGCUGCGGGUGUCCGAAUGUGGCAACGAGUGGGGGACUCUGAACCGCUCCACCUGCACCUUAAACACCUUGAAGGAGUCCAGCAGUGGAGUGUACUGGUGUGAGUCCAAACACAGGGACAGCAGCAACGUCAUCAACAUCGCCGUCACAAGAGAUUCAGUGAUCCUGGACAUUCCUGUCCUUCCUGUGAUGGAGGGACAGAACGUUACUCUGAGCUGUGAAGACAAGGACAAACAUUUAGACAUUACAGCGUCUUUCUUCAAAAAUGGAUCCCUCAUCAGCACUGAACCUACAGGUCAACUGACCCUUCAUAAAGUCUCCAAGUCCAAUGAAGGAGCUUAUAGAUGUCAGUCAGUCAAUGGGAAGACUUCUCCAUCCAGCUGGCUGCUCAUCGAAGAUGGCUCCAAACCAGCGUCUCUGACUGUGAGUCCAGACUCCUCUCAGCUGUUUGAGUACGAUUCCUUCUCUCUGAGCUGUGGAAACAACAGCAGGCGUCAGGAAUGGACAAUCAAAAGAAACCCAAACAAUGGAAAACAGAUCUCCAGCUGUGGGGACGGCUGGGGCCAACUGGCUUCUUCUGGCUGCAACAUUUUAACAGCAAAACCAACUGACAGCGCCAUCUACUGGUGUGAGUCUCUGUCUAAGCAGCGCAGCAACUCAGUCCACAUCACAGUUGGCAUCAGUAAAGAUGUGAUCCUAAAGAGUCCUGCCCUGCCUGUAAAUUCUGGAGAUACUGUCACUAUGAGCUGUCAAACAAAGACCACUCCCUCCAACCUCUCAGCUGAUUUCUAUAAAGAUGGCUCCCUCAUCAGGACUGAACCCACAGGUCAUGUGACGCUCCUCCAUGUGACCACGUCUGAUGAAGGCCAAUACAAGUGUAACAUCGGUGGACGUGGAGAGUCUCCAUCCAGCUGGCUGUUUGUCCGAGCUGCUGAACACUCUGAUUCCCACUCAUCUUCUGCUGUGACUCCACUGUGGACAAUCAGCCAUGUUGCAGCGUUGAUCUCCUUUAUCUACCCAACAUACUUCAUCAUUUGCUGUUGCAGACACAGAAACAAAGCAGGAAGGAGUCCACCACUUCCUGCCAGAACAUCAGCAUCCAGAGCAGCAGAGGAAGAUGAAGCUGACUAUGAUGACGCCAUGGGGCAGGUCACCACUGAGCAUCAAUUCUGAAAUCCUUCUUUUUUAAAUACUUUUACUGUUUAAAGUGUUAUAACUCUCAGCGUUAUGUGUUGUAGAUUUUUUUGUACUUUGGACAUGAAGUAAGAAAUAAAUAUUUUUAUUUUUUAAA
Cyprinodon tularosa is the source of this 1668-nucleotide messenger RNA. Its product is annotated as sialoadhesin-like. Gene Ontology annotation, biological process: cell surface receptor signaling pathway. NCBI's taxonomy places the organism in Eukaryota, Metazoa, Chordata, Actinopteri, Cyprinodontiformes, Cyprinodontidae. The record is from RefSeq and is a predicted model, not a curated record. Gene Ontology annotation, molecular function: transmembrane signaling receptor activity. The transcript is spliced from 9 exons. Bases 204 to 1550 code for a protein of 448 amino acids.